This is a messenger RNA of Prorocentrum cordatum, 814 nucleotides long. The record is from the annotation of a GenBank genome assembly. NCBI's taxonomy places the organism in Eukaryota, Dinophyceae, Prorocentrales, Prorocentraceae.
CAGCCUCCUCAGCUCCCGCGUCAGCUCGGCCACCACGCUGGCCGGGCCGCCGGGGAGCUCGCGCGGCCCGGCCGCGGGCGGGCCGCCGUCCGCGCGGGGCCGCCCGGGCGGCGGCGGCCUCAGCAGCCGGAGCGCAGGGGCCACCAGGAGCGCGGAGGGGAGCGGCACGCAGCUCGACGCCGUGCGCGCCGCGCAGACGCGGUCGGUCUGCGGCGCCCCGGACGCCGGGGGCUGCCUCUUCGCGGUGCCGCUGGACGCCCUGGUGGGCGCGGUCGACGGGGGCGGCCUGGUCGUGGCAGACGUCCUCACCGGCCAGGCGUUCCGGGCCUCCGUCUCGCGCAGCCCCGCCGGAGGCCGGAAGGUCCAGCUGUUCGCGGGCGAGGACGCCGCCGCCCCGUGCUGCAGCGCCGAGCCGUCGCUCCUGGGCCCGCACGCCGCGCCCGGGAGCUUCGAGCUCUACGACGCGGGCGGCCAGCGCUGCGGCAUCGUGUCCCCGCACGGCGAGGCGGCGCGCGUGCCCUGGCUGCUUGCUGCCACGGAGCUGCGAGGGGCAGGAGGCCUUCGCCUCCUUCCUCCAGGAGGGGUCCUUUGCCGUGCUCGCCGAGGGACAGCCGCAGCUCGUCAUCGACGGCAGUGGGUCGGACUGGACCCUGCGCAUAUCCUCGCGUGACGUUCGCAGCACCGCAACGGUCUCGCGCAUACAGGAGCCCAGGGCCAGAGCGAGUCGAGAUCCACGUGCUGCCCGGCCUCGACCCGGUGCUCAUCCUGGUCUGCACCCUCGCGAUCUUGCUCCUCCCCGGCGAGGGCUCCCAGG